Messenger RNA from Galendromus occidentalis (western predatory mite), 1950 nucleotides. RefSeq lists its product as uncharacterized. The record is from RefSeq and is a predicted model, not a curated record. Bases 95 to 1444 code for a protein of 449 amino acids. The transcript has 2 exons. Lineage: Eukaryota; Metazoa; Arthropoda; Arachnida; Mesostigmata; Phytoseiidae. Gene Ontology annotation, molecular function: protein binding.
CGCCGUGUCACGCGCGUGAGGCAUCCCGUCGAACUUGGCGACCGAAUUGUGCUCGGUGUUCCCGGUCGAGAGAUUUCCCGCUAAGUCCGCCAAUAUGCCAGUUGAAAAUAUCGGAGCUGCUCUCGAAGCGCUCGAAGCUGAUGAUACGAAAAAAGUGCUGGAGUGUCUCGAAAAUAUCCGUAAGGCCGUCCGGGAGCCCCUGGCGUUGAGGCUUGCUCUGAAUUCCAAGCUCGAAGACCUCUGCCAAAAAUGCCUGUCGAGCGGCUACGUGAAGCUGCGGCGAGAAGCGCUCCUUAUCUACGCCGACAGUCUCUUGAGCUUCAAAGAUAAUGAGCUCGCUGCCGACAAUUACGAGCUGGUGAAAGACUUGCUCGCGUUCUUCAAAGCCGAAGUGUUGCGCGAUGCAUCGAGGUCGGACCUGUUCAAGGAGGCUCUCGAUGCGCUCACUCAGUGGUGUUCCUACGGCAAGGCAUUCAGGGAGACGUUCCUGGUCGUCUACCCCGUCGAGUACCUCAAAGACUUCGACGUUUACCACAUGCCAUCGACGGUUCUGAUGUCAUAUGUCAGGCUCAUGAGGGCAAUCCUCCUGCAGGGUAGAAGUCGUUCACCCCUGUUCGAAACAGUCCUGAACAUCUACAAGAAGACGUUGUCCUACACCGGAGUCACGUGUGAGAUGGUGAUCGAAAUAUGCGGGUCGUUCAAGGGAGCCGCUGUAGAGUUCGAGAGAGAAGAUUUCUUCGGCGUGAUUCUGAGCUCCCGUCUCGCCGAUACCCUGGUUAGGCACGUCAUGACAAACGUAAAUUGCCAGCGGAAAUGUCUCAAUCCCAUGCUUGCUCUGUUCGUCGAUUGCCUCGCUUCUUCGAACAACCAUUGCAAGGAGCUGAUCGAUCAAGGAAUACUGAAUGUUUUACUCGCUUGCUUGAAAGAAAAUCAAUCUAAGGAUGUGGAGCUCACCUGCAGAGCUCUUACGAACAUUUUCGCGUGUUCGCACGAAGUCUUGGAUCACGCGCUGAGAGCCGAUCUCGCGAAACCCCUCCUCUUCCUCCGGGAAAGCUUCGACGAAAGAAUCAGGGAAGAAUCCCAUAGAGCUCUGUCGAAUCUUUUCGCGCGAGCCACUCCCCGACAGAUCUUCUCGCUCGUCGAGAUCGGUUGUGUCGCGCUCCUGGCUAACCUGUUACGCUCGCGGAUUCCGGACGUAGUUCUCGAUGGUUUGCGCGCGUUGUUCGCUUUGGUCAGCGCAACGCGUCUCCAUGAUCCUCUGAAGCUGACUGAGCUUCAUCGGCAGAUGGAAGCGAAUGGAGUGAAGACUCUAAGCGAGUCGCUAAAACUCCAUGAACAAACGGAGAUCCGAAGCCUCGCGACCGGUAUCUACAACUACAUGGCUUUCACCUUGGAUUCCUCGAAUGGCCCAGCGGAUGAAAAAACUGUGAUCUCCAAAGCUUGAUCGCGGAGCAUUAGCGUAGUCGGGAUUCGGCUCCGUGGUUUCAAAUUGUUGCUCCGAGAUACGGCUUCGAUUCUGCAAACUGCUCAGAGGACGUUCACAUGUAAACUUGUUCGAGUUCAUUCGCUGCUCAACGGCUCAUUCGAGAGCCCUCCCAACGAAGGAUGCUUCGAUAUUGUAUUGUGAUCAUCCUUAUCGGCGGUUAACUUCAUUCAAUAGUCGGAAUGAGCAGAGUUCUUCUUCAUGCCUUUUAUUCGAGAAAAAAUAUCUCAGUCGGAACGUUCUAAUAUAAGUCUGAAUAAUAAAACUCAGAGCAUCGACUCAAGGCGCCUAUCCUUUCGAUGAAACACGAUCAUGGCUUCAGACAGGGAUUUCUAUCCCCUCAUCGAAUCUAGUAAGCUGCAUUAUGAUGAUCUGUGUGGCUGCUGAUUGACCUUCUGAAACUGAAACAAGGAGGAUCUGAUCGGAUUCCAUUGAGACUCUGGGUUCAGUCAUAAAGGCAUCCCCCU